CCAGCCUUGAUACGUUUCUGAGCGACGUUGCAGUCGCUUGGUUCGUACGUUAACGGGGUCGCCAUGUUGGCCGUGGCAACUGAUUAAGAGUCCCAGGAAGGCUGAUCAGGGAGAAAAUGCCAGGAUCUUGUGCAGCUUGGGGCUGUAAAAACCGUCACACUGUUCAAACCAGACUGCGGGGAAUUACAUUUCACAAGUUUCCCAAGGAGGCAAAGUUGAGGAAGCAGUGGGAAAUCGCUUUAAGAAGAAAAGGUUUCUCUGCCAGUGAAUACUCUCUGCUCUGCAGUGAGCACUUCAAGCCAGAAGACUUUGAUAGGACGGGUCAGACAGUCAGGCUGAGAGAUGGAACUAAGCCAUCUGUCUUCAGUCUUCCAACUCAUCUUCAAAAAAAAGUGACAACCAGGACAACACAAACCUCAAGGAAGGCUGAGGAGAGUCUGUCAGUGGAGAGCUUGCUGCAAUCCCAAGAAAGUAAACAGAACCAAGAUACUUUAUCUCAUGUUGACCAUAACUAUGCACUGCCUGCCUCUCUGGCUGGAUUAAAGGCCAGACUGGACGACGUUCUGGCUCGAGUGGAGAGUCUGGAGCGAGAAAAGAGAAACUUAAAGGACAGAGAGCGGAGGGCAAAGAAUGCAGUUCGCUGUCUUCUACUGGAUCUAAAGAGUAACAAAAACAUCCUAAAUGGAAAGACAAAAAAGUAGUUCCUCAGAUAAAUAUAUAAUAUAUUGUUAAUUAAUCAUCAUUCAUCAUCACUGUUCAUUCCUUUCUCAUUUCUUAAUCUGGUUCCAGACGUACUAACUGGUGUGUGUUAACUGAAUUUCAUCUUCUCUGACCGACUUUUCUCAAGCCAGAACUGUUUGUACAUUUUAUAUUAUGUUAAAUUUAAAUUCUUUGCUAUUUUUAUUUUGAUAUAUUUCUUUAUUAUGUCAAUGUAAAUGUAUUGUUACAAGACUUGAAUUUGCCCAUAAAGAUUGUAUUUUUGAUCAUCGUUUUUGCUUCUAAAUGUUUGUUUUGGAGUAGUCCAGUAGUAUAAAUGUAAAAACAGCAGGAAUCACUGUUUACUGUUUUAUUUGUAUUUACAAUUUUGUGUUUAAUUUUUGUGAAUAUUAAUGAAGGAAGUGGACUAACAGGUGUACAUUAUGCCUUAUUUUUGUCCUUGUAUCACUGUUGCAAGUUGAGUUUUGUGAACUGACUGAAAAAAAAAGUUUAAAUACAGAAAAUAAAAAACAUUUUCAAACUUUUGAAAAAUAACCACGUGUAGUGUUCAUUAGAUUAAACUGUAUUAUUACUAAAAAACCAAGCAUUUUAACUUCAGAAUAUAAAACCAAAUUACCAGUGAAAUAUUAAAUUGAUAGAAUUGUUUUAAUUCUAAAAAUCCAACUAAUGAUCAUUAACUUCACUUGUGUUCAUUUAAAGGCCUGUCUAGCGUAGGCCAGAUUGGUGAUUAUGUUGAUGUAUUACAGUAAAAUGCUAUAGUCAAAAAGGCGUGUAUGUCUAUGCAGGCGUCUGACCACUGCUAUACAACUCCACAAAGUAGUUUCCAGCGCCACAUGGGGUCUCCUGUGCACCAAUUUUUGCUUCUACCUUCAAUUUCAAGUGCGUGUCUGUCUGUAAUGAUAAUUUUUUUUUAUAUUAAUUGUAGAACUCAUGUCAAAUUCCUGUUGGGUUUGUCGGAAAUUCAGUUUUUAUACUGUUUUUGUUUUUUUCUGUAUGUAAAUAAAGAAAAAUAAAAAGUA
Melanotaenia boesemani (Boeseman's rainbowfish) is the source of this 1736-nucleotide messenger RNA. RefSeq names its product THAP domain-containing protein 6-like. Bases 117 to 701 code for a protein of 194 amino acids. NCBI's taxonomy places the organism in Eukaryota, Metazoa, Chordata, Actinopteri, Atheriniformes, Melanotaeniidae. The transcript has 4 exons. The record is from RefSeq and is a predicted model, not a curated record.